This is a messenger RNA of Anopheles coluzzii, 7499 nucleotides long. It is a transcript of the gene Stim, whose product is annotated as stromal interaction molecule homolog. Gene Ontology annotation, cellular component: plasma membrane; endoplasmic reticulum. Gene Ontology annotation, molecular function: calcium ion binding; protein binding; calcium channel regulator activity. The coding region runs from base 1445 to 3985 and encodes 846 amino acids. The record is from RefSeq and is a predicted model, not a curated record. Lineage: Eukaryota; Metazoa; Arthropoda; Insecta; Diptera; Culicidae. Gene Ontology annotation, biological process: activation of store-operated calcium channel activity; intracellular calcium ion homeostasis; store-operated calcium entry. The transcript is spliced from 9 exons.
UCCGUAUGUGUCGGUUGUGUGUGCUAUUGUGUCCGAUGACAACACGCGUCAGCCUUUGCUAUUUAUCAUCCGACACCGAGUGAGCGCGCGCGCGUGAGAGAGAGAAAGAGAGCACGAGCAGUAGGCGCUUUGUUUUCCAUUCCAUUCGCUGCGGUGGCGGUGUGAAGGUGGUUUGGUUUUGAUGUUGCUUUUGCCUUGUUUUUGCAGUCCAUUUUAGAACGCGCGCGUUCCGCGUUUCCCAAGCCCCAACUUCGUCAGCCAUUCAUCUAUUCCGUGAUUGUGUGUGUGUGUGUGUGUCGCGUUUGACAGUUUUGACAGUUCACUCGAGCAAUAGAGGCAGCAGAAGCAGCAGCAACAACAACACGACCACCAUCGCCAAAUAGAGGCUGCAGCAAGCCAAAAAAAAAACAUUGCAAACGAAAGAAAGAGAAAGAGAGUCUCUAUAUAUAUGUGUGUGUGUGUAUGUGCGAAAUAGAAAAGCAGAGCGGAAGACGGGUAAAGUCGUGAGUAAUCAAUUCGCGCAACAUUUUUCGGCUGCCCAGUAUCAUCGGUGCGUUUGCGUGUGUGUCUAUCGAGUUUUCUUUCGUUCGCGUUUUUUUUUCGCCACCCUCCCGGUCAUCGUAUCAACCCCCCCGGCAGGCGGUUGCCCUGGUUCUGGGAGGGUUUUUUUUUGUUUCAAUUGUUGUGCUGGUUCCGUGCUGAAUGUGUGUGAUCUGAUAUUGCAAAAAAGGUGCAAUCACAACACGGCACAACAUUGCUUCCCACACAUACACACACGCGCGCACGCAGUGUGCCGUGAUCCCUCUAUCGGAAGAGUUUUGCGUAGUGAAGUUGCUGUAGUACGCCCACCACCACCACCACCAUCGACAUCUUCGCGCCCCGAACAGUUGGAAGACGAUCGUGCGCAGGAAAAGUAAAGAAAAAAGAGGGACACGUCGUCGAACAUCUCAGACAGUACCGAAUUUGUCAUACAAUAAGCGUGUGGAAACAAUAUACACGUACACACACACACCAACGCGGAUCGUUGUAGGAAGUGGCAGCAGCAGCCCGUUUUUAGGUAGCAGCGCUCUGGAAGGUUGCGCGAGCUUGUUUCGGGGGACCCUUGCAGCUGGCUGUAAAGUGCACUGACACAGACACACACAUACAAACGUGCGCAUACACUCGAUCUACAACUUAUCUCCCCCCCACCCAUCCCCUUCGUCGGAAACCCGUGUCACCGAGUCAGAAGCGAUCGGCGACCUUCACUGUGCGCACCGUUUACUCGAUGCGUAUUGCUGCGAGAGCCCCCGCGAGAGCCUCCUGCUGUGCACUUGCACUUGCGCCCGUUCGCAUCAGCUGCCCGCCACCACCACCACCACCAGCCAGUUGUGAUCGGUUAGCUCUGAUGGAGAGGAAUCUCUAAUGCUACAUCAUAAUCUGCGCUACACACCGACAUCAGCUCGAGAUGCGAUACUUCACGCGGAACCUUAAUGCCUUCGCCUGCUGCUGUUCGCUGCUGCUCCUACCGCUCGGCGGCCUCGCCGAUGUGGAGCGGGGCGCCCCGGAAGCCCCGGCGAAGGCACCCAUCCACCAACACCAACAACACCAUCCUCACCAGCAGCCCCAAUCAGUCAAACUCCAUCAACCGGCGGUGCCGUCCUCCGCCGCCUACCAUCAACCAGCACCCGGCACCGGUGCCGCCCAGCAUCCGGAUGGGCCAGCGCCGCAACAGCCGGUCCAUUACCAUCAGCAGGCGGCACCGGCAGCGCCGGCAACGUCCGCGUCGCAAGAUCGGUCUCUAUCCCGGCAGCCGCCCUCCUCGCUGGCGGCCACCUCGGCGCCACCCCGGCCACUCGAAACGCGCAACUCCUACACCGUGCUGAGCCAAGCGAUGUCCCAGGCAGUUCAUCACGAAUUCGAUUUCCUAUUUCUCAUUUCAGGCACGUACGGGAGCGGGGCGAUGGCCGGCGAUGCCGGCAGUGCCUGCACGAUCGACGACAUCGACUGUCUGGCGCACCACGACCAGCUCGGGAUGGAAGCGAUCCGUUCGUUGCAUCAGCAGCUCGAUGACGAUGAUAACGGUGACAUCGAUCUUUCCGAAUCUGACGACUUUCUGAGGGAAGAACUGAAGUACGACUCGGGCUACGAGAAGCGCCACAAGGCGUUCCACUUCAACGACGACAUGCACAUCUCGGUGAAGGAGCUGUGGGAAGCGUGGCUCCGAUCGGAGGUGCACAACUGGACGGUGGAUCAGACGACCGAGUGGCUGGCGCAGAGCGUCCAGCUGCCCCAGUACGUGCCCCUGUUCCGGCUGCACAAGGUGACCGGGAAGGUGCUGCCCCGGCUGGCCGUGAACAACAUGCACUACGUCAGCAACGUGCUCGGGAUAAAGGAUCCGAUCCACAAGCAGAAGAUAGCGCUCAAAGCGAUGGAUGCCGUCCUGUUCGGGCCACCGCGUGAAACUGGAACCCGGUGGAAAGAUCUGCUGCUCGUCACGCUCCUUCUGACGGCCAUCAUCGGCAGCUGGUAUGCGUAUCAUCAGAACAAGAGCGCCAAAAUACACAUCCGCCGCAUGGCGAAGGAUGUGGAGGGUUUGCUGAAGGCGGAAGUCGCCCUGAAAGAGAUGCAGAAGGAGCUGGAACAGGCCCGGAUCGAGCAGGAGAACGUGGGCAAGGAAAAGAUGGAUCUCGAGCGGCGCCUCCGCGAGGCGCCGACCCUGUCCUCCUCCAGCUCCGACCUGGAGCUGCAGCAGCUGAAGCAGGAGAUCGAGGUGCUGCGGUCCGAGCUGAACCGGGCGGAGGUGGAGAUCCACGACCACUGCUGGACGCCGCCGCAGGGGCUGCAGAGCUGGCUGCAGCUGACGUACGAGCUGGAGAACAAGCACCACAUCCGCAAGCGCAUCAUGGCGGAGAAGCAGCUCGAGCAGGCGCGGGAAGCGUGCGAGAAGCUGCGCAAGAAGCGCUCCAGCCUGGUCGGUGCGUUCGUGUCGACGCACGGCAAAAGCAUCGACGACGUCGACCGGAGCAUCGUCGAGGCGCGCAACGCGCUCAACGACGUGACGAACGAUCUGCAGGAGCGGAUGCACCGGUGGAAGCAGAUCGAAACGAUGCUCGGGUUCGGCAUCGUCAACAACAGCGGCAUCGCGCACCUGGAGAAUCUGCUCUACAAUCGCAACGGCGUCGCCGGCAAAACGUACCGAUCGCGACUGUCGAGUAGCCAGGACGAUCUGGACGAUGAUUCCGUGCAAGCCUCUUUCAAAUGGCCCGAGCUGAUAGCACGGACCUGGUCGCCCUGGAAUCCCCAACGGUACCUAUUCCACCGUCAGCUUCAACAGUCUCGACGCCCGCGUCGUUCGCUCCGGGCGCCGGCGGCGGCGGCCUCGUUGUUGUCGCUGGCAGUGCCGGCCCCUACCACCAGCAGCAUGUGCAGCACCAGCUCCAGCAGCGGUUCGUCGACGGUAAAGUUCCACAGCAACAGCAGCAGCAGCAUCAACAGCACGGGCCGGAUCUAUACCAGCCUGCUCGGCGAAACGGAGGCGGCAGCCAGAAGCCUGCGCCGGUGGCCCUCGGAGACCCAGUCGCUGCCGGCGGUGGAGGCGGCGGCGGCGGCGGCAUCGGCCUCGGCGCCGGCGGCACCCUGCCCCAGCUCGACGAUGCCGGCUCGACGGACUCGUCCCUGUUCGACGAGGACGUUAAGAAGCGCCCCCGGAAGCUGUUUUCUUUCGGGAAGCGGUUUGCCAAGUCGAAGAAGCAGCAAUAGCAGUGGCAGCAGCAGCAGCAGUAGCAACAACAGCAACAUCAACAGCUGCAGCAAGGACACCGACAGCGCGCGGACGGGCGGGAACGUUAACGCUCAGCAACUGGACGACGACAUGCCGCGGCCCGGCCAGCGAAGACGCCGGCACCAGCGACGACGAUGGUGGUCCACAUCAUCACGGCAAGGGGACAGCAGCAGCAACAGCACAGGCGUACGACGGUUCCCACCGACGGACACCCAUUUGACAUAGUACUUCCGUUACUUAGGUUUUUAAAGUCUACAGUUCUUAGGGCUAACUUAACUUAAGGCUUUUUACACACCCAUAAACACAACACACACACACACACAACACAUCAACACUCGCACGCGGUACCGUAUGCGAAAUAGGGGGAAAGGGGAAGGGGAAUACACUCGAAAAGGGGCAGCUUAGCGUGGGCAGCCGGGUUGUCUCUAGACACCCGGAAGCUGCGCGCGAGAGCGUCCCUCCGACACCAAACGGCUGCAGGAAUCUUUGACCAAUAUUUAUUGACUCUGAUAUAUGUUAGGUUAUGGUUUUGCUUUCUCCCGAGCUUGAGGAAGAGCGGGGUUAAGUUUGCUGGUUGAAACGGUAAGCGGAGCGACAAAAACAAAGAGGGAAAGAGUAGAAAGAGCCGCUUUUAGUUGCGUUUGUGUGUCUGUAGUCUUCCGCAAAGCUGUUUCCGACACGGAAGUAGCGAAUGGUGGAAAUGAGGGGAGGAGGGGGGGUAUUAGAACCACUUUUUGUUUGUGAAUCUGGGGAAAAAUGUAACGCCUCCUAACGAUGAGGGGGCGGAGGAUGGAGCUCGAAAGGGAGCGAAGAAUACACGUUUUUUUUUCGUUUUGUUUUUACUCGCGCUCUGACACGGUGCGCGACAUUCGGUACACUUGCUUUAAUAAUGUGAGACUGCCACUCCACGUACUUUUGUGGCCGCGCAUGUGUGUAACUGGGGGAAUGGGGGAUGCACAAAGGGAAAGCGUGCAAGGCACGUUUGUCAAACCCGGCCGGUUGUGUGGUAGCCAUUUUAUGUAGAUAGGAACAAAUAUGGAUGUGCGCCCGUAGUGGAGUGGAAGGCGACGACGGGGACUAUUUAGCCAAUCGGAAGUCAUUAGAUAAAACAAUGCAAACACACACACACACACACAAACGCAUAGCAAAUUCUAGAUAAAAAUAGUUACAUUGCGCACACAUAUUAAUAUAUACACUAUACACUCAACAAAAAAAAAACAAACUUAAAACGUUAUCCGAAAAGUCUGACCAAAUUCUAACGGGAGUGAAGCAAAAAAGGACCGUAAAAAGGAAACUAUACACAAACGGCCCGCUAAACGAAGCAAAACAGGUGGCAGGUGGCAAAAACGAAUGUCAAUAACUAAUGUAGGUGUACUGUGUCUAGCAGGGCGCAAGCAAAGGACAAACAAUUCAACGGAAGGUAGAAACGCAAGCAAAAGGCACGUGGUUAAGGUUGCGUGAGGCGAGAACCGUACAAAAAAAAACACACACCCCGUUGCUGUAGGUUUAGUGUAGUUUCGUUUCUGUUUUAUACAACUACCUACUACUACCUAACACCCCCCCCCCCCCCCUCCCCCACAACCACAGCCCCGAUCUCUCGUCCCCAUUCCCUUCGUCUCGCAUGAUGAGCACCUGUCUAGCGACACUACGCAUAAAAAAACAGCACGCAGCUUAUUUAUUAAGUAAAGGACACGUUUAGCACACCGUUAGGAUGUUUGCAUACAGGGGUUUCCAGGGGUUCUCAUAGUUGCGAGACAUUUCCUUGACUUUUUCCAAUGGCAAGUGAACUUCAUAUGACGGACAUUAGAAUUUAUGGCACCCUUGAUGGACGAGCUCCUUAGAAAUUUCUAUUGGAUUUGUGCAGCAAGGGUGCUAUAGAGUCCAAUUCCCAUUACAUUAAGUUCAUUUCAAGUAAGAAGGAGUCAAUCAAGUGUCCCACAGCCAUGAGAACUCCUGGAAACCCGUGUAAAAUACUAAGCUGGAUUGUAUAACGAUUGUCUAGCAAAGUCGUUGGGGUUUCGUUUGCGCUUACUAUAUAUCUCUCUCUCCCUCAACGAUUGUUUGCGUAUUUGAUACACGCAACGCGGCUAUUUAUUUAUUGCAUCAAUUUGCUAAACCUCUGGACUGUUGCUUUUUUUUUUGUGCACACCACCAAUGAUCAGCACACUUAUUUGUUUGCACCAUGGCACGUACGUUUUGUUUUAUUUUUUGUGUGUCUAAGACGGCGUUUUGGGAUGUUUGUCUUUUUCUUAAUUGUACCAUCCUUACGCUGCGGAUCUGUCUUCGAUGCUGUUGUUGUUGUUUUUUUUUUUGCACUGUUCACAACAACAAAGGGACAAAGGCACAACAGGAAUGCGCACACAUACUUACCUUUACUUAAUGUACGCACACGUAUGGGGAUUACCGUUGGGGAAGGCUCUCUGGCACACCAGACACGUUGCGGACCGUAGCGCGGCCUGCAAUGUGUCGUGCCGCCGGGAUCUGUUUGUUGUUUUUUAGUUGUUGUUUUUUUCUUCUUUCUUCUCCUUUUCAUCUUCUUUCUUUCUCUUCCAGUGUGUAACAUUCCGGCAUUAUCGAUAGUGAAUCGUGUACGGUUUUGUUUUGUUACUUCUGAUCAAAACGUUGUUUAUGCACGGUCCGGCAUAUGAAAUGCAUCUUGGGUGGGGGUAGUGGUGGUGGCUUUUCGUGGGUGGUGGUGGGUUGUUUUGGGUGGGUUUUCACACUCACUCACACAAAACAGGAGGUACACAAUACUUAACAAAUAGAAUCACACAUUAGCAGCCUGCUUUACUUAACAAACAAAUAUAAUUAUAAGAAACGGUUAAAAAAAUAACGGCGCAAGCGAUUUUAAAAAGGCAAACGGUGUUUUUGAGGGUUAUCAAAAAACAAAAAGCAAAAAAACGAAAGCAGAUGGAAGUGAGCGAUAAAACGACUUCACUCUGUGCGCGUGAUAAUGUUUGCUUCUUUAGACGUUUUGCGUUUGUGGUUUAUUAUUAUUAUUUUUUAUUUAAAAAUGAUACAAGAAACCUCUCUUCAACGGUAUCACGGGGCGCGCAGGCUCCAAACCCCCCAAAGGCGGCACACAAACAGGAAAGGUUUAGGGGGAUGGGGAGAGAAGAGAAGAGGAGACAGGGGGGGGGGGGGCUACUAGCAGGCAAAGAAAGCAGUAACAGGUGUUGUGUAAAUAUAUAAAUAAACGAAGAAAGGUAUUAUUAUGCAUAAUGACAAUUUAUAGAGCGUUAGGAGCAUGCGGAGCACGAAGAGAGGAUCCCAGGGCCACUGCGUCUCGUAUGCCUUUUUACCGGCUUCCAGCCACCUCGCUCGCACGUUCGGCAAGCAAAAGAAGAAGCGGAAGAAGAAGGGGGCGACUGUUGUUUUAUUUUUAAUUUAAUUUUUAUCUGUUCCUCGCACACCCCCGCCGCACACCACCCGCGCUUGGUUUAGGGUGCGUGUGUGUGCGCGCGCGUGUGUGUGUGUGUAUGGUAUAGGCAAAUGAACAUUAUUGAUAAAAUCAAACUAGAAAAAGGCAAGAAAAGGACACGUGACCGUAAAGUACACUCAAGCAACAGAAACAGAAGCAAAAGAAUCACAAACACCCACACACGAACGUGUGCUAGCAGAAGGAAGCUGUGUAUAGAUAUAUAUACAAGAGGAGAGGAAAAACAAGAUGGAAGAAUCUUAAGUGGAAGAAGGUUGUAAACUGAACAAGAAAAGCAAUAAAGCGAAAAAAGAGGAAAAA